Cyclopterus lumpus (lumpfish) is the source of this 2407-nucleotide messenger RNA. It is a transcript of the gene cdkn1bb, whose product is annotated as cyclin-dependent kinase inhibitor 1Bb. Lineage: Eukaryota; Metazoa; Chordata; Actinopteri; Perciformes; Cyclopteridae. Bases 428 to 988 code for a protein of 186 amino acids. Gene Ontology annotation, cellular component: cytoplasm; nucleus. Gene Ontology annotation, molecular function: protein-folding chaperone binding; cyclin-dependent protein serine/threonine kinase inhibitor activity. Gene Ontology annotation, biological process: regulation of cell cycle; negative regulation of cell population proliferation; G1/S transition of mitotic cell cycle. The record is from RefSeq and is a predicted model, not a curated record. The transcript is spliced from 3 exons.
CCCCCUCCCCCUCCCCUCCCCUCCCCUCUAGUCAGGCUCCACUCUCAAUCCCAAGUAACGCUACAUCUCUCAAUCGCCAUAUUGGGUACUGAGGUUUGUCCGCAGUUCCUCUCACUACGGGACGAAAUUGACAGAGCGGCUUCAGUUCCUGGGCACUUUGUUUUGAUGAUCCGCGGAGACUACUUUUCGGCUUCAGAAACACCGCGGCCGUUACCGUUUCCAGCCCGACUAAUGCAUGGCAUAAGUCGUUUUACGCCCGUUUUGGCUCCAGCUCAGCGUCGAGGAGAUACCCGUUGUUUUUGAGCGGUGUAGGUUUUUUUGUGUUGGUUUUUUUUUCUUUCUUUUUGUUCACCCCCUUUUUCUCGUGAAAACUGGACGCUCCCGGCUGUUUGCAAAAUCCCGUCUGUCUUUUGGAGGGUGGGAGAAAAUGUCAGAUGUUCGACUAUCAAACGGGAGCCCGACCGUGGAGCGGACGGACUCCCGGGUGUCGGAUCACCCGAAACCGUCGGCUUGCAGGAGCCUCUUCGGCUCGGUGGACCACGAAGAGUUAAGGAGGGAUUUAAAGGGACACUUGCGGGAGAUGGAAGAGGCUGCCUCCGCCAAGUGGGGCUUCGACUUCGCCAAUCACACGCCGCUGGCCCACGGCAGGCUCGAGUGGGAACUAGUGGACUGCAGAGACGUCCCGAAUUUCUACAACAAGCAGCCGCGGAGGGAGAAGGGCGUCUGCUCCGCCGGGAAUAACAAUGUGGACCUAAACGGGAAUCAUAGCUGCGUGGUGGUGGUGGCGUCGAGCGGGGACAGCGAGCGGUCCGACGGACAGAUGGAAUGCACGGAACAGUGCACCGGGCUGAGGAAGAGACCAGCGUGUCACGACCCUUCGGCCCAAAAUAAGAGGUCGCACAGCAGCUCGGAUGAGGUCACUUUUCGGAGCCUGAGCCACUCUACAGAACACACACCCAGAAAGACCAGUCCCAAGAGGCAGACGUGAGGUCGAGGGACGGGCCGAAGAUGCGUUUCCCUUUUCAAGUGGGGAAACCUCAGUGUUGGUCGAUUUUUGGAUGAGGAACUACACAGCAUCAGAAACAUAUCAACUCUCCUGAAGACGGGGGUGGACGCUGUUGAAGCACUGAAUAGAAACACUAAAGUUGUGGCACUCAAUUAAAAAGUUACUGCCUCUAAAAGCAGUCAAUGUAGCAGUGUGCAAUUAGGUUUGAUUUCCUUUUUUGCUCCUUUUUUUUCUCUUUUUUUUUUUUUUUUACUACCUGUGUGUAAAUAAAUAUGCAUAUUAUAUUAUAUUUCUCUCCAUAUGUAGCACAUAAGAAAACAUUUUGAUUUGAACACCAAUCCUUUCUGUAAAAAGGUGUGAAUUUUGAUUUGACUUGAAGAAUUGCAGUGUAGUUUGAUACAUGUUUCCAAAAUGCUGUGCUGUGUUUAGUUUUUUUUCAUUCUCUGAAAAGCAUGCAACUUUGACACAAUCCCUAAUUGAUACAUUUAAAACAAAAAUCAUGGCUUCUUACAGUUUAUCAGUGUAUCUUCACUCCGUCAUCUUCCUAACUCAGCAGUGAAGAACGGUACAAAUGUAGCUCAUCUGUUUUUUUUCCCCCCUUCCUCUGGUCACUUCAGUGUCACCAAUUGCAGGUUUCUCCUAUAAGAUCCAUUUCCCACAGGAAGAAUAACAACAAAAACAUACUAUUUCUGCAAGGGUUUCCCUUACAUCACCCAAUAUUAAUUUUUUUAAAUGGGUGCUUUUAGCAUCAGUUGAAUCCUGGAAUAUGAUCAACGUAUAAUUUUUUUUUUUUAUAUAUCAAGUUCUCCUGCACACCUCAGCCACAUUGUGGUGUGUUUAAUUUGGAGUUGUGAGGUACUCAGAUAUUGAAGGACAAAGACCAUACAAACUGCACAGGUUGUGUUGUAAAGUCAUCCUCUCCGUGACUAUUUUUUUUUCUUCUGAUUCUUCAGCCUUAAUGCUCUCCAGAGGUUUUCUGAAAAGGCUUGCAUGUCCUACAAUACCAAAUACAUGGUUGCUUCAGUAUGGUUGCGAGCACCGUCUGUGCUCCUUAAUUUACUUCACUUUUCUUUCUUUUCUUUUUUUGGUGAAAAACUUAGACUUACAUUUUCAUUUGUGUUUUGUACUUGUUUCACCAAUGUUGUGAGCCUGCUGAGGAUGCAAACGUGAGCAUCUAAAAGCUUCCCUUUAUUUGCCUAAAGUGUGGGUUGUGUACACCUGGAUGGAGAGAGAGAGAGAGAGAGACAGCGCAGCUUUUCUCAGAAAUGCAGUCAUCAUGCCUGUGUAUUUGUGUAAAACUUUGCUAUGUACAUACUUUUGUAAAAACACUGAGAAAUUAUACUAACUUAUUUAUGUCAAGCUUUUUUUUUUAUGUAGAAUAAAAAAAAAAUGGGUUUUUGA